This is a messenger RNA of Cryphonectria parasitica EP155, 3141 nucleotides long. RefSeq lists its product as uncharacterized. Gene Ontology annotation, biological process: cellular response to phosphate starvation; phosphate ion transport. Bases 1 to 3141 code for a protein of 1046 amino acids. The record is from RefSeq and is a predicted model, not a curated record. The transcript is spliced from 6 exons. Gene Ontology annotation, molecular function: inositol hexakisphosphate binding. Gene Ontology annotation, cellular component: cytoplasm; plasma membrane; Golgi apparatus. Lineage: Eukaryota; Fungi; Ascomycota; Sordariomycetes; Diaporthales; Cryphonectriaceae.
AUGAAAUUCGCAAAGGAGCUCGAGAGAGAUCUCGUCCCAGAAUGGCGGGUCAAGUACCUGGACUACAAGUCUGGCAAGAAGCACAUCAAGGCCAUCUCAAGGGCUAUCAGCCGUGCUGAUAGCACACCGUCCUCGGUCUUGACCAGGAGGACUGACCACCCACGACCUGGCACAUCACCCUUCGGCACGCCAUCACCACCGAGCCGCAACAAUGGCGGUCUGAGAGGAGAGUCUGUGGCCGAGGAUGGUGAUCCACUGCGGACCAGCCCGGCCCCUAUGGGUCAGUCUCCUUCACGGUUCGGCGCUGUGCCGCAGCGCGGGGAGCGCCAGAGGUUGACGGAGGGGGCCGACGCGGACGUGCAUUAUGGGAGCAUCGUCCCUACGCCUGCCGAGCCUCAGGAUGACCCGUUUCUCGCCCACAGGGCAAGCCUGCUGGAGCUCCCCGGCCCGGCCAUGAGGGUGCCUUCCAACAACACAAUGAUUAAUCAGGGGGCAAGACCGUCCAACAAUCGCAUCAGCUCCGCCGCCUCGCUGGGCCGCCACCCCCUGCAGCGGACUGUCUCCAUGGCGGAUUCGCAUCGGGAGAGUCACGAUGGGCGCCACCAGGGACCUGACAGCCUCGCCCUCCCUCCUGGAGCGACGUUCCCGAGCCUGGCACCAAGCGAUAUACACAGCCCCCGCGCCCGACUCCGCAGAAUGUUCACCCUGACGGGUGCUUCAGCCGAACGGCGAAAGUCGAGGGGUGAGUUCGACUUGCGUGCACUGGACGAGGUCAGGGAGAAGGAGCGCGAGUUUGCCGAGUUUCUCGACAGUGAGCUCGACAAGGUGGAGGCUUUCUACCGGCAGAAGGAGGACAGCGCCGGCAAGAGGCUGACUCUGCUUCGCGAGCAGCUGCAUGAGAUGCGUAACAGGCGGACGUCAGAGAUCGCAGAGGCUAAGCGCCGGAAGCGCAAUGGCGAGACCAACGGGCAACACGCAAAGGAGGACGACCAGACCAACGGGGCGCAUAUCCCUCUGCUCAACCCCCUGAGAGCGAAGCUAUUCAGGCCCGGUCCGAACUCUGAGGCCAUGCAACACAUGGGGACGCCUGUACACGUCAAACAGGGCAACGAUGGCGGACGCGACUAUUCUCGCCGGCCGCCCGAGGAUGAGGUGCCCUACCGCACGGCCAAGAGAAAGCUCAAGCUGGCCCUGCAGGAAUUCUAUCGCGGGCUCGAGUUGCUCAAGUCCUAUGCAUUUCUAAACCGGACUGCAUUCAGGAAAUUGAACAAGAAAUACGACAAGACGGUCCACGCGCGGCCGCCGUACCGUUACAUGACGGAGAAGGUCAAUAAGAGCUGGUUCGUCAACUCGGACGUCCUGGACGGGCAUCUACAGGCCGUCGAGGACCUGUACGCCCGAUACUUUGAGCGUGGUAACCACAAGAUUGCAGCUGGUAAACUGCGGAGCCUCAGCAAGAAAAAGAGAGAUGAAUCCGGCAGCGCCUUUCAGAACGGCAUCUUCAUCGGCAUUGGCGCCGUUUUUGCCAUACAGGGACUUGUAUAUGGUGCAGAGCUCCUGUUCGACAAAGACCCGGAGGUGAGGACGCAGACGAGCUACCUGUUGCAGAUCUACGGGGGAUACUUCCUCAUGUUGUAUCUGUUUAGCUUGUUCUGUCUUGACUGCAAGCUGUGGACCGCUAACAGGGUGAAUUACCCCUUCAUCUUUGAGUUUGACGCACGGAGCCAGCUGGACUGGAGACAGCUGGCCGAGUUCCCGAGCUUCUUCUUGUUCCUCCUGGGACUGUUCAUGUGGCUCAAUUUCACGAGAUAUGGGUCACCAGAUAUGUAUCUCUACUAUCCGGUGUUUGGGAUUGACUCCUCUCUGCUAACUGGUAUGCGUUAUGAUGCUGAUAUUUCGCAGUGGCGUCUAUUCUUCGCAGGCUUGUAUCCCGUCGAGUUUCGCGACUUCUUCCUGGGAGAUAUGUACUGCUCGUUAACAUACGCCAUGUGUAAUAUCGAGCUCUUUUUUUGCCUGUACGCGAAUGAAUGGGACAACCCUCAGCAGUGCAACUCAAAUCACUCACGUCUGCUGGGCUUCUUUGUCUGCCUUCCACCUAUUUGGCGAUUCUUGCAAUGUAUCCGGCGUUACAAAGACACACGCAACAUAUUUCCCCAUCUUGUCAAUUGCGGAAAGUACACGGCAAGCAUUCUCGCAGGCGUCUUUCUGAGUGUCUACCGCAUUCAAAACUCGCACAAAAACUUGGCCCUCUUCGUCGUCUUCGCGACCAUCAAUGGGUUUUACACAGCAUUUUGGGACAUCUUCAUGGAUUUCUCCCUCCUCCAGCCCCACACCCAACACCGUUUCCUCCGUGACAUCACCGCUCUCAAGUUUCGCUGGCCGUACUAUCUCAUUAUGAUACUCGACCCGAUCCUCCGCUUCAACUGGGUCUUUUAUGUCAUUUUCACCCACGAUACCCAACACUCGUCCACCGCCUCCUUCUUGAUUGGCUUCUCCGAAGUCACCCGCCGCGGCAUGUGGACCCUAUUGAGAGUGGAGAACGAGCACUGCGCCAAUGUCAAGCAGUACAGGGCCUCCCGCGAUGUACCGCUGCCAUAUGACCUGGAUGUCCCCGCCGAUUAUCUGACGAGCGGCAGAGACAGCUUGGACUCGGGUGGAAAGCAGGCCCAGCGGCCUGAGAUUGCAGACGAGCUCGUGCGCAGCCCGUCUGCGGCAAGAGUCAGCUGGAGCGGCGCGGUGGCGCGCACACCAAGCCGCCGCGCAACGGAUAUCGAGCCUCCACAGACACCUGGCGGGCCUUCGGAUACAGCGGAAGAAGGUCGCACGCCAGGCGGCGACUCGCCCAACAUCAGGCGGCGGAGGCGCGCAGAAACGGUCGGGAACAAGAGUAUCCGAGGGAUACUUGCGGACGCCCACAGGCAAGACUUUGAGAAGAAGAGGCGGCCCGACUCCAAAAGUGGGGCGGUCCAGCUAGAUGGGCCCCGUGAGGACGACGAAGAGGACGACGACGAGUCUGACGACGAUGCAGUACCUAGUGGGGGGGCCUCGGACGAGGAGACUGGGUCGCUGCUCGAUGAGAGGACGGAGAUCAGGGAGGCAGAGAUGUUGGCACGGCAAGGAAAAGAUGGUGAUAUGGACUGA